CAUAAACCAAAACCCUAAACUCAGUGGAGUAAUAAUCGCGCAGACGCACAACAUUCGCAGCCCUUGCGCAAAAGUCCGAUGUCUGAUUGUAACACGACCUCAUCUCCUCACUCGAUCGCUUCCACACUUAGCCUGACAGCACAGAACCCGGACCAUGAUCUGAGCGAGUCGGAAGAGAGCGACUAUGGCUAUGACUGCAAGCCGCGACUGCCCUAUGUCAAAGGAUUCACCUUUACUGCACAUCGGCACGAGCCGCCGGCGCCCUUCGGCAUAGGUUAUAGUACCGAGUCCCCUCUGGUGCAGGAGAACUGGAAGUUACUCUCGCAAACCGAAUACUGUCUUUCCCAAUCUCUACUGGAAGGCCAGACGUAUCUAGGCGAAGUAAACCCUCUGACAAUCACUUCGACUAUAAGAACCGGUUAUGAUCGAGGUGCGCAGCUUGUGGUGGUAAACGAUACCAUGGUCGCCAAAAUCUACGAUCCACUUUACUACGAGGGAAUCAAUGAGUUUGGUUAUAGGGAAGACGUUAUUACAAAUGCCGAUGGUGAUUAUAGCCGCGAAGCCGCCGCUUAUAUGGAGCUUCAAAACUCGCCAGCUGCGAAGGGCGUUACCCCAGCAUUUCAUGGCACAUGGACCAUCGAAGUUGAGACGGUAGUUGGGAAGGUUGGACAGCAAAAGACGAACAGGCGACACGUACGACUCAUUCUCAUCGAACGACUACUUGGUGACAGCAUGGAGAAUAUCUGUACUGCAUACUUGCGACGGCCGGUGCGGUCCUUGAUUCUCAAGAAAGCCUUGCAUGCAGAAGCUAUCAUUUGUAAUGCUGGUGUUAUGCACCGCGACUUUUGCCCUCGCAACAUCAUCGUCCUCGGUGAUGAGUACUCCAACCCGAACAUUCCGAUAAAAGACAUCAAGGUCGAGGUCAAGGUCUUUGACUUCAAUAUCGCCUCGGUCGUGAAUCACCCUUACUACGAGAAGCGUAGGUCCGCCGGGAAAGGAAAGCUGCUCAAAGAAAAGUGGCAUCCAAGGCUGGUAUCGCCAAUCUUGCGGUACUUUGGCCACAUGUCCGAGUUCUCGACCGAGGGAUGGUGCUCAGAUUCAGGUAGGGAGGCGGACAAGUGGUUGUGGAGACAUUUUCGUAAAGAUGAGCGGUUUAUUCCCGUCAUUUGGGAUCCCAAUACCCCAGAAAAGCGUCCAGUUUAUCAAGGGUGGAAUGAUUUGGUGAACGGGUCGGAUUCGGGUGUUAGUGUCAGCAGUGAGGCAAAGGGGGCAGACGAGCGCUGUAGCUACAGCAGUUCCACGCGCACCACAUAAGUCUUACCUACUCCCAGUAUCAAGGGUUUGUUUGGUAGAAUACUGGUGUUCAAAAAUUAUUCAGGAUGAAAGAAGAUACCCUAUAAACGGCGCGUUUAUCUUUUGCCAGGCUUAUCGACUUGGAAUGCGUUUGCGCAAGUCAGAAAGGGCAAUACUACUUUUUGAAUCAACACUAAAUGUACUAUGGCUCAUGAAGUGAGAAUCUUAGCA
Molecule: messenger RNA, 1524 nt
Organism: Cucurbitaria berberidis CBS 394.84
Lineage: Eukaryota; Fungi; Ascomycota; Dothideomycetes; Pleosporales; Cucurbitariaceae
Exons: 1
Coding region: 79-1314 (411 amino acids)
Biological process (GO): protein phosphorylation
Molecular function (GO): protein kinase activity
Source: RefSeq, a predicted model, not a curated record